This is a messenger RNA of Gigantopelta aegis, 1731 nucleotides long. RefSeq lists its product as uncharacterized. The record is from RefSeq and is a predicted model, not a curated record. The coding region runs from base 128 to 802 and encodes 224 amino acids. The transcript is spliced from 6 exons. Lineage: Eukaryota; Metazoa; Mollusca; Gastropoda; Neomphalida; Peltospiridae.
AAGUGUGUCAAAUUACAGUUCAUGUUAUAUUAGUGGAUAAUUUAUAUUCGUCGAGUGUAUUCACAUCGAUCCUUCUGUUCGUGCUGGUGUUGAUAAUAAUUGCAGGUACUGCAGAUAGGUUGUUGUGAUGGAACGUUCUAGAAAACUGUUAUUGGCUUGUACUGUCAUAUGUGCGCACAUAUUGUGUGCUUGCAACGAGCAACCACAUUUUGAAAGACUUAGACGGAAAGACAUCCACUGCAAUUUAACUGAAGAGAACAAUAAUCACAAUAAUGCUUCAGAUCCUGCAGUACCUCCAGUAUGCAAAAGUGGGUGCAAAGUUGGAUAUGCAGGAUCGUACUGCAGCUUAAAAUGUUCAUUAAAGUGCAUAAAGUGCGAUAGAGACACAAAGAAUUGCUCAGGACACUGUCAAGAUGGAUAUUAUGGAGACUACUGUACAAAACCUUGUUAUCACUGUGACAAGUGCAAUGCAACAGGUACCUGUAUAAAUAACACCGAACUGAAUAACAAAAACAGUAAGAGAAAUCUGACGACACAGCGAAAGGAUUUCAAUGACACUCGAACAGCUUCCAGUGCCAACUCGGUGAAUCUUAAGGCUAUUAUAAUUCCUAUUGUAGUCAUCGUCAUCGUCAUCGUCAUUGUCAUCGUCCUUUGGCGCAAAAAGAAGUUUUGUUUUUCCCAGCGUCAGCAAUCUGGACUUCAUGAAGACGAACAAACAAGGAUGAAUGAUAUGAGUGAAAAUCAAGACGAACGUCCAAAAGAAUCCACUACGUGUAAUAACAACGAAACACAAACUAGCUAACUUAUCAAAUUACGGCAUGGACAAGUUUUGUGAAUUUCAAAUAGUUCUAUUUAGAUGACUGACAUUACUGCUAUUUAGUUAGAAUGAUAUUCUGUAGUUUUCUGAUAUUAAUUAAUAGCCUAUUUAAACGUGUAUAUCUGAUAAACCAUAUCACAACCACGUGGCACAAAGAGCAAAGAGAUUAGUUGACCGUAUUGACCGCAAGUUAAUACGGUAGCUGCGUGUCCAGGUCAACAUACCGGGAUUUGAGCUGUGAUCAUCAACAAUGAACUAGGAUAUAUCAUCAUAAUUAUAAAUGGUCAGGCAAGACCUUUCACAUCAGCUGCAGGGUGCUUUAAUGAACAAAUUGUGUCUGUAAAUCAAAUCCUGUGGGGAAUUGGCUUUUAGUCAGCGCUUAUCUUACUGGGGACUUUUGUUUUAGUAAAUUUUCGAAAGUAUGAUAAAUACAGUUAAUAAAUAAUUGGAAAGAUUUAUGCCACAAGCAUUCUGGUUAGGUAGUAGCUUUAGUUCUCUGUAAAGACUUCUUCGGCGAAGAGGCGACCAUCGUGAUCAUUCGGAAAACAUCGGCUGCUUAAGGAUUCUUCAGUAUUCCACUUCGGAAAUUAUGAAGUAAAGCAGCAUGACGUGGACACUUACAUUUAGACGCAUUACAUAUAGCGCCCAAAUAAAUCAGUAUUCUCUAAACCGCGACAGAUUGGUAUCAUGCGCUCUGGUGCACAUGUACGGAUAGGGGUACUGGUUCCUCUAAAAUAGUCAAAAGACAAUUACUAGUAUAACACUGCACAUUCAGCUUGUUAUUAACCUACUAAUCAAUCUUAUUACAAAGAUUUUAUUUGUUUAAAGUGUGGGUCUGCUUCUCCAACAAUUUGUUUUAAAUGAAUUAAUGAAUGUUUAACGACACCCCAACACGAAAAAUACAUCGGGUUGGG